Messenger RNA from Cokeromyces recurvatus, 171 nucleotides. RefSeq lists its product as uncharacterized. The annotation marks the transcript as partial. The record is from RefSeq and is a predicted model, not a curated record. Lineage: Eukaryota; Fungi; Mucoromycota; Mucoromycetes; Mucorales; Mucoraceae. The transcript has a single exon.
CGGCCGUGUCCUUAUUGUCCAUAUGAGGACUUCACUCCUGAACACUUAAUUCAAUGUCUCCAUAUGUACCGUCGGUUUAAUAUGCCGCUAACCAUUGAUAAUCUGAUUUCCUUUUUCCUUGACCAGUUGCCUUUAGAAAUACCAAAGUCUCCACAACUAACUUCACCUUGA